Messenger RNA from Penicillium paradoxum, 804 nucleotides. RefSeq lists its product as uncharacterized. The transcript has a single exon. Gene Ontology annotation, cellular component: cytoplasm; nucleus. The record is from RefSeq and is a predicted model, not a curated record. Gene Ontology annotation, molecular function: protein serine/threonine kinase activity; ATP binding. Gene Ontology annotation, biological process: protein phosphorylation; mitotic DNA damage checkpoint signaling. NCBI's taxonomy places the organism in Eukaryota, Fungi, Ascomycota, Eurotiomycetes, Eurotiales, Aspergillaceae. Bases 1 to 804 code for a protein of 267 amino acids.
AUGUACAUUCUUGAAUACUCCGAGGAUUUCGGCGGUCCCCAACAUGGCUUCGCAUUUCAAAGGACCAUCAUUGUCUACGAGAUGUCCGGUGCAAUCUACCGGGCAUACUCACGCAAGCGCUAUACGACCAAAGAUGAGAUCCAGUUCAGCGACAUGUUCAGCACAAACAAGAUCCCCGGAACCCGCAUUUUCCCGGAGUUCUCGGACAAAUUCACCCAAGCAGACAGCAUCUCAGACCAAUCGAUCUGGUAUAUGAAAAGGCCAAGCCUGUCACCAUACAGUCCACAGUAUCCAGUGCUGAUCCGAGAAACCUGGAUCGAGGAGGUGAAGACCUGCGAGAUUUUGAAGAAAGCCCCGCACCCGAAUAUUGCCCAAUACCACGGCUGCGCGGUUGUGGACGGCUCGAUCCGAGGCAUGUACUUUACACAGUACGACCAGACCCUUAUGGACCGAGUGAACCCGGCUGGACGCAGUAAGAGAGAUCUUGCAUAUGAGAGGCGCGGGGCGGAUCGAAAUGAGGUCGAUCGCUGGCUAGAGGGUAUCGUGCGGGGCUUGAAACACCUCCAUGGAUUGGGAAUCGUCCACAAUGACCUCAAUCCAUGUAACAUUAUGUUUCAAGGCGAUACCCCUGUCAUCAUUGAUUUUGACUCAGCGCGGCCGCAGGGCCAUAGUCUGAAUCUGGUCAAACGCACACAUGGGUGGCAUGAUGGGAAGGUUAAGGUAGCUACGCCGAUGAAUGAUAUCGCGGCGCUGCGGGAAAUUCAGUGCUGGCUUUUGGGGAAAGUUGAACAAUUCCAAUUUUGA